AUGGAGUCUAUACUUCUAUUUCUCACUAUUAGCCUUGUUGGUUUAUAUCUCGUUGGAUCUCAUCUCAGCAAAAAGCACUCUCUGGGACACUUACCACCAGGACCUCCCCGAAAGCCAAUAAUCGGCAAUCUAACCGACCUGCCAUCACACGAUGUGUGCGAUUGGGAAUACUGGCUUAAACACAAAGACCUCUAUGUAUAUUCGGCGACAACAUCGUCAUCCUCAAUGACGCCCGCUUCGCACGAGACAUACUCGAGAAGCGCUCUUCCAUCUGGUCCUCCAGACCCAGUUGGAACUUUGUCGAGGGCCGGUUGGAAUAAGAUUCUAGGCACCUUGGCAUAUUCAGAUCCCUCGUUUAAGGAUAUGCGGAAGGCCAUUGGUCAUCAGAUUGGGUCCAAAACAGCUGCGUCUCGAUUCAACGCAGUGCAGGAUCUUGAGGUUCGUCGAUUUCUUCUUCGUGUGCUGGAGGAUCCGGAUAAUUUACUUCAACAUAUACGCAAAGUAGCUAGAGAGGCCGGUGCUAUCGUUUUAAAAAUCGCAUAUGGCUAUACCAUUGAGCCACACGGGCAUGACCCCCUUGUUGACCUCGCUGAUGAGGCUAUGGCUACUUUCGGGUUGGCGAUUCUUCCCGGGACCUGGGUGGUGGAUUUUAUUCCGAUCUUGAAACACGUGCCUACAUGGUUUCCGGGGGCUCAGUUUGCACGAAUGGCAAAGCAAUUUCGAAAGAGUGCUGCAGCUUUCAGCGACGUCCCCUAUGCAUUUGUUAAACGCAGACUGGCCCAACGAGACUUUGAGCCAUCUUUUCUUGCCGGUUUGAUCCGAAAGAAUGAGGAGCAGCCAGGCCCGGGGUCUUAUGAAGAAACAGUGAUAAAGUGGGCUGCUGCAUCCUUCUAUGGUGGGGGAUCUGAUACGACUGUAUCCACCAUGUCUAGUUUCUUCCUAGUCAUGGCACAGUACCCCCAUGUGCAACGGAAGGCACAAGCGGGAAUUGAUUGUGUUGUAGGGCCAGAUCGUCUGCCUAGUUUUCAGGAUCGCGAAAAUCUUCCGUAUAUUUAUGCCAUGGUCAAAGAGAUCCUUCGAUGGCAUCCGGUGCUCCCGAUGGGUACAGCGCACGCCUCCGUUAUGGAUGACACAUAUGAGGGAUAUACAUUUCCCAAAGGGACUCUGAUGGUCCCGAAUGUCUGUUGGGUUGUUCAGUCCUUAGGAGACAAUUCGGCUUUUACGCACGACCCCAGUACCUACCCAGAUCCUCACACCUUCAAGCCAGAGCGCUUCCUAAGCUACGAAGGGCAUGAGCCAGAGGCCAAUCCGUACUACUUGGUCUUCGGGUUCGGCCGCCGUGUCUGUCCAGGCCGCACGCUCGCUGAUGCGAACCUGUAUAUCUCCAUCGCUCAAUCGGUGGCAGCCUUCACCAUCACCAAGCCGAUUCGAGAUGGCAAGGAGGUUGAUCUACGGGCCGAGUAUCAAUCGGGUGCGAUCAGUCACCCGGUGCCUUACAACGUUACUAUCACACCGCGUAGCCCGCGGUAUGAAGAGCUUAUUCGGGCUGUGGAGACGGAACAUCCGUGGGAGAAGAGCCAUUCCGAAGAGCUUAGGCUGGUGUGA
Molecule: messenger RNA, 1605 nt
Organism: Aspergillus oryzae RIB40
Lineage: Eukaryota; Fungi; Ascomycota; Eurotiomycetes; Eurotiales; Aspergillaceae
Product: cytochrome P450
Exons: 8
Coding region: 1-1605 (534 amino acids)
Molecular function (GO): oxidoreductase activity, acting on paired donors, with incorporation or reduction of molecular oxygen; monooxygenase activity; heme binding
Source: RefSeq, a predicted model, not a curated record